GAUGAUUAAAACGGUAGGGACCACCACAAAAAAAUUAAUUAUUGUGUUCUAACCUGGUUAAGAGGUGACAGACGUCUGUGUUUUGGAGCGAAGAUCGUUUGUGAGGUACCUGUGCCACGAUGGAAAAGGAAGGAUCCACUGCGGUCGAGAAAUCGGUCGCUGAGAAACACGCAGAGAGGAUGAAACGGUUACGGGAUCUACAUGCAAAGAGGAAUGAAGCCAGGCAACAGAACCACAAAGAGGUUGUUGAAGAGGACAAAAGGAAUAAGCUCCCAUCCAAUUGGGAGUCGCGUAAAAGACAAGCGGAAUGGAUUGUGCAGGAUGAGUCUGCAAGGAAAGAUGCCCAGGAAAAAGGAGAGGACUACGAAAGGACAAAGUUGCUGCACAUUGAUGCAACAGAGGCAGAGCGUAUAGCCAGAAAAAAAAAGAAUAAGAAGAAUCCGGAUCCAGGUUUUUCAGAUUACGAGCAAGCAGCCAUCCGCCAGUACAAUAGGCUGGUUAAAAAUAUCAAGCCAAAUAUGGACACAUACGAUGAAGCUAAGGAUAAAUUAGGGCCAGCUUUCUAUGGAGAUAGAAACACUAUAUUGCACGGUCUUCACGAGGACAAAAAGGAAGCUGUAGAUAAGAUGGUGCAAGAUUUGGAAAAACAAAUCGCAAAGAGAGAUAAGUAUAGCAGAAGAAGGAUGCACAACGAUGAUGCUGACAUUGAUUACAUCAAUGAACGUAACGCUAAGUUCAACCAGAAAUUGGAGAGAUUCUACGGAGAAUACACACGCGAGACGAAGCUGAACUUGGAAAGGGGUACAGCUAUAUAAUGGGAGAACUUUAGGACUAAUGGACUUACUAUAAAUACGUUGUAUUGUAAAUAGUACUUCAAAACUCAUACAAAUAGGAGUCAGACUACUAUUGAGUCGUUGACCGUUUAAUAACGAGAAGUGCAGAUGCGGUUUUUCCAAUCUUAAUCCCGUGUUCCUGUAUCGAAAAGGUCGAAUUAUAUAUAUUAUCACAUUAUAUAUUAAUUUCAUAUGACGU
Dufourea novaeangliae is the source of this 1032-nucleotide messenger RNA. Its product is annotated as pre-mRNA-splicing factor Syf2. Bases 120 to 815 code for a protein of 231 amino acids. The transcript is spliced from 4 exons. Gene Ontology annotation, cellular component: Prp19 complex; post-mRNA release spliceosomal complex; catalytic step 2 spliceosome. NCBI's taxonomy places the organism in Eukaryota, Metazoa, Arthropoda, Insecta, Hymenoptera, Halictidae. The record is from RefSeq and is a predicted model, not a curated record.